Molecule: messenger RNA, 2192 nt
Organism: Mytilinidion resinicola
Lineage: Eukaryota; Fungi; Ascomycota; Dothideomycetes; Mytilinidiales; Mytilinidiaceae
Exons: 2
Coding region: 78-1808 (576 amino acids)
Biological process (GO): mRNA splicing, via spliceosome
Cellular component (GO): spliceosomal complex
Source: RefSeq, a predicted model, not a curated record
CAACCACCCUCGCGUCCACUACAGCUCUUCACCGCCGGCAGCCGUGCCGAAAACACCCUCGCCAUACUCACACCGCUAUGGCCUCCGUGGCCUCGCUCUCGAGGGUCCUGCCGAAACCCAAGUAUACUGGCGAAGAGGAGGAGGUCAAGGAGACGACAGGCCCGCGCAUAGUCGGCGCAUCCCAGCUCGACAGCCAGCUCGUGCUGAAGCGCACCGGCCCCCCAGCGUAUGGCCAACGACAGAAAUGGAGGCCCCGCAACAACGAGGACUUUGGUGAUGGCGGCGCGUUCCCCGAGAUUCCUGUCGCGCAGUAUCCUCUGGACAUGGGCCGGAAAGGCGGUGCCAGCACUUCGAACGCGCUUGCGCUGAAGGUGGAUGGCGAUGGGAAAGUCAAGUACGAUGAGAUCGCGCGGAGGGGGCAUUCCGAGUCGAGGAUCGUGCAGGCCAGCUUCAAAGAUCUCAUUCCCCUCCGUCAGCGGGCUGAUGCCGGGGAGCUGAACCUGGAUCGACCAGACGCAGAGAUGGUGCAGGCGACAAAGGAGAGGACUGAGAAGGCGCUUCAGGCUUUGGUCGCGGGUGCCAGCGCCGCCCAACGGCCGAAACAGGUUCAAGGCCGCAACAAGGCGGAACCAACCUUCGUUCGAUACACGCCCGCAAACCAGAUGGGAGACAACACCAAAAAACAGGACCGGAUACUGAAGAUUGUGCAGCGUCAACAAGAUCCGUUGGAGCCGCCGAAACACAAGAUCAAGAAGAUACCGAGAGGACCUCCUUCACCUCCACCACCCGUAAUGCACUCGCCGCCUCGCAAGCUCACAGCAGAGGAUCAGGAGGCUUGGAAGAUACCGCCGUCGCUGAGUAACUGGAAGAAUCCCAAGGGUUACACCAUACCGCUGGACAAGCGAUUGGCAGCAGAUGGGCGAGGCUUGCAAGAUGUCACCAUAAACGACAAGUUUGCUAGUUUCGCAGAGGCGCUAUUCACCGCGGAUCGCCACGCCCGCGAGGAGGUGAAACAGCGAGCGUUGAUGCAGCAGAAGCUCGCGGAAAAGGAGAAACUACAAAAGGAAGAGCACCUCCGCACGCUUGCCCAGAGAGCUCGCGAGGAGCACAGGGGUGGAGAGCGCCGGAAAUCUCAUGGGAACCGUUCAGCUCGAGGGAGCCGGAGCUCAUCGCCGUAUUCGUCCGCUUCCGCGAGUGAAGACGAAGAUGCCGUCAGGGAGAGGGAACAAAUGAGGCAAGAGAGGAAAAGAGAGGCUGAGCGCGAGCUGCGAAAGUCUCGCAUGGGCACCGAACGACGUAUCCAGAUGAUGGCUCGGGAGCAGAAUCGCGAUAUCUCAGAGAAGGUGGCAUUAGGGCUUGCUAAGCCUACACAGAGUGGAGAGUCUAUGUAUGACUCGCGCCUGUUUAAUCAGACGAGUGGUUUCAACACUGGCUUCAACGAGGAUCAGCACUACGACAAGCCCCUUUUCGCGGCCCAGGACGCCAUCAGCAGCAUAUAUCGCCCAAGUGUACAGCAAGACGAUGACGAGGAUAACGGCGAAACAUAUGAGAAGAUCACCAAGGCGAGCAGAUUCGAAGUGCUAGGAAAAGCAAAGGAGGGGUUCAAGGGCACAGAAGAUGCAGAGGCACGCGAGGGCCCGGUGCAGUUCGAGAAGGAUACGGAUGAUCCAUUCAAUAUCAAUGAGAUGAUCUCAGAGGUUACAGGUGGUGCUGUGGGAGGGACGAAAAGGUACGGCAUUCAGGAGCAGGAAGAAGAAGAAGGGAGGGCUUCAAAACGGGCGAGGAUGGACGAUGAUGAGGAGCGGUAAUGCUGAGGAUUCGACUUGGUCCACAAUGUUCACUCAGCUUCAGCGAUUACUUGCGGUGCGGGCUGGAGGUCGGCCUGUUAGCCACAUCGUCUGGCUCCAAGUGCAUGGGUGUGAGCAUUCAUACUAUAAUAAUAGGAAAUCAGUGGACACCAUUUAAGACGCCGGAUCUGUCAGUUCGAGUUUGGAGCAUUUUGAAAUGGUAGAUUGCCAGACUCUGUCUCAGCUGUCUACCGUCUCAGCUGUUCAGAAAGGGUAUCAUGUCUACUCGCCAGAAUGAAAAUACGCUCUCGUGUUCGUUCACAGAGCUCCUCUGUUAGUACAUCAGCCUCAGGCCGCUUAAGCUAUUAGGAGCAAAUUCCCACGAAGGGAAGCCCCUUCCUGCUC